Molecule: messenger RNA, 870 nt
Organism: Aspergillus nomiae NRRL 13137
Lineage: Eukaryota; Fungi; Ascomycota; Eurotiomycetes; Eurotiales; Aspergillaceae
Product: short-chain oxidoreductase
Exons: 2
Coding region: 1-870 (289 amino acids)
Molecular function (GO): oxidoreductase activity
Source: RefSeq, a predicted model, not a curated record
AUGGGCUCGAAGAAGCUCACCUGGCUCAUCACCAGCUGCUCAUCUGGCUUUGGCCUGUCCCUCACUCGCGCCGCUCAGGCUGGUGGCCACAGGGUCAUCGCCACCUCGCGCAACCCUUCUCGCACCCCCGAUCUGGUCGCAGAAGUCGAGGGGAAGGGAGGUAAAUGGGUCCAACUCGAUGUUGAUAGCGCCGAGAGCAGCGAUGUGAUUACCGAGCUUGAGGAGGGCGGAGAACAGAUUGACGUCCUUGUGAACAACGCGGGGGGUUCUAUCUACGCACCCAUUGAAACCAGUACCGAUGAGGAGAUUCGUGCCCAGAUGGAGACCAUGUACUUUGGGCCCCUGCGCCUUAUCCGCGCAGUUCUGCCUCACAUGCGGCAACGUCGAUCCGGUGUCAUUGUCAACAUGAGCAGUGGCGCUUCCCUCGAUGGGAUCCCUACGAUGGGAGUCUAUGGGAGUGCUAAGGCUGGUCUGGACGCUCUUACCAAGAUCCUCGCCAAGGAGGUUGCUCCUUUCAAGAUUCGUACACUGACUGUUGUUCUGGGGACUUUCAACACCAAUAUGCCCCAGUCUGUAGUGCUGGGCAAGGCCCCUCUGCCCGACGACUACAAGGGCACCGUUACUGAGCAGAUCCAAGGGCUGCUGCUGAGCGGAAAGAUUAAGCCCAAUGGCGACAAAGACAAGGCCAUGCAGGCGUUAUAUCAGAUUGUAGUUGGCGAAGGUGAAGGCGAGGGACACGAGACGGAGAAACUGCUGCCAUUGGGGAGUGAUAUGACUCUUCGCCUCAAGGGAGUCCAGAAAUAUCUCGACCAUGCCCUACAGGUGUUUGACUCUGUGACCAACAGUGUUGUUGAUGUGGUGGAUAAAUAG